AUGGAGCCGCUGUACGGACCGACGAGACCACUUGAAGUUCCUCCUGCACAGCCACGUGACUUGGUGGAGUCCAAGAAACUCUGCGAGGAGAUGGCGACUGUGCCUGAUACCAGGGUGAGUGAGGCGAUUCACCUUAUCGAGUUUGCAGCCUACCGUCUAGUAGAACGCCUUAUCACAAACCCAGAAGAGCGCUGGGUGCGAGCCCAUCCAUUUGGUUCUUGCGGACUGAAUGCCUCUGUUGCAGAUAGUGAUCUUGAUAUGUAUGGUGAGUUAUUUCCUACCCCCUUUCCUCCCACUUUUUGUGGCCUCAUCUUGCACAUUUUGUUGGAUUCCACGCGACACUUCCCUUCUCUUGUAGUGCUACCGCCUCUCUGUUGGGAUCCGCCUUCCUCUCUUUCUCCUUUUUUAACCCCUUUUCUGACAUUUUCUGGACCACCGCUAACAACUUCUUUUCUUUCCUUUUUUUUUCCUUUGCUUUCUCUCCGUGUCGGGCUUUUCUUUUGA
Messenger RNA from Trypanosoma rangeli, 504 nucleotides. RefSeq names its product poly(A) polymerase. The coding region runs from base 1 to 504 and encodes 167 amino acids. Lineage: Eukaryota; Euglenozoa; Kinetoplastea; Trypanosomatida; Trypanosomatidae. The record is from RefSeq and is a predicted model, not a curated record. The transcript has a single exon.